AUGGCAUCAAAUUUAAAGAAAGCAGGCUCUUUACUACGCUACUGGCAGCAACCAUCAACACCAAAAAAAGCUGGUACAAGAAACAGCAGCGUUGGAAGUCAAGAGAUCCGUCUGUAUUCACCUUUUAAGAUCGACACACCAUCUACGAUUGGCAGAAACCGUGUGAAAGUUGUCAAGACCAAGAAUAUUAACAGUGCUAACCUAGAGACACCCACCAGGCUGAGACGAGAGGUGGAGUCUCUGACAGCAAACAUGCAGGCUCUGAGUGCUCUCACACCCAACACUCUCCACAACCGGUGUCGAGCCAGGAGAUCGUCCCCGUAUGCUAGCAAGCCAGUCAGAACUCCCAGGUCGACCCGCAAACGUAUUGUGUUGGAGUAA
Molecule: messenger RNA, 381 nt
Organism: Candidula unifasciata
Lineage: Eukaryota; Metazoa; Mollusca; Gastropoda; Stylommatophora; Geomitridae
Source: the annotation of a GenBank genome assembly